AUGGUCAAGGCUCUUUGGAUUGGAACUUUCAUUCAACUUCUUGUAGGGCUGGUUAGCGGUGAUCCUCCAAAGUUGCCGUACAAUCCUUCCUACAUUUGGGUACCCUCUUCCGAAAAUGGCUCCUCUCUAGCAUACAUCCUUUUACCGACUUCUCAAGGCUCAAACGAACUUCAACUACAAGCAUUCAAUAUAUCGGCACCAUUUGACACGUCUGCGCCACCCCUUGUGAAUGUAAGAAACAAGCCACCUUUCUUAUCCAAUAAUGGCAUCAAGAGCAUCAUCCCUCUACCCAACAAGGAUGGUGUUCCAAUGGUCUAUGCUGGCGACUGUGAGUCUGGCGCUGCUCAGCUAUGGCGUUUUGUCCCAGAUGCUCGUCGUCUUGGUGAAGGAACUUGGUCAAAUCUAUCAUUAAAAGAGGUCGAAAGCAAAGAGGGUCUUGGAAGAGUCGGCCCCAAUAAUCUGGCUGCAGCAAUCACUUUCCCCGCUCUAACGAGGGGUAACCUUUUUGAUGUUUAUGUUUUUGGUGGGAUGUGCCCAGUUGUCGGCGGAGAGGCGAAAGGCUGGAUGUCCAAAGCAAAUUAUUCUCGAGAAAUGAUCGUGCUCGACCCAACGAAGUCGCCUGGUGACGGUUUAUACUUGGCUUCUAUGUUAUCGAGCAGGUCCCCGCCAGUCCGCCAAGCCGGUUCCACCAUAACUCCCCUGCUCCCUACGCAUUCAAACUCUUCAACCGGAAAUCAGCUUCGCCAACAGCGAUUUGCCCUGGUCGGGGGUCACACGCAAGAUGCCUUUAUUGACAUGUCAAGAAUUGCACUGUUUUCAUUACCAGAAGGUACCUGGAGCUAUGUUCCAAUCACCAAUUUGCCAACCUCGUCAGGGCAGCAAAGUGUACGUGGCAUCGAGCCACGAUCGGGACACACUGCCAUUUUGGCACCUGGAGGAGACAAACUCAUUAUUCUAGGUGGUUGGGUGGGCGACAUUACAGAGCCAGCCCAACCGCAGCUCGCAGUCCUACAUCUUGGCGAAGACUAUGGUGGCUCAGGGGAAUGGGCUUGGAGUAUUCCGAAGGAUUCUUCUCCCGGCAUACCGAAAGGUAUUGGAAUCUUUGGUCAUGGAGCGGCAAUCCUACCGGGAGGCAUCAUGGCUGUUGUCGGUGGAUAUGAAAUUUCGCGGUCAUCGAAACGGUCCGUCUUGGAACGUCGUGAUAACACACAGGUAUAUCUUUUCAAUAUGACAUCCGAAAGUUGGAUCACGUCUUAUGCUCCCCCUGAAAAACCUGGCCCCGUGCAUAGUCCCGGCCCUCUGUCUUCCAUGGCACAAAAGGCAGGAUUGGGUGUUGGCCUUGGGGUUGGAAUAUCCGCCGCAAUGGCCGCCCUGGUCUUUCUUUUCUGCGCUCGAACGCGUCAUCGGAGGGUGCAUAAACGAAACCGCGAGCAAGAGCUUCGAAAGCUAGCGCUUGGUGCCGAGCGACCGCAUAUGAAUGUUAGUGAGACCCCUAGCGGCCUAUACCAGCCCAUGCUUCCAGCAACUCCGAGCCGACCAAGAGCCAAUUCACACCACGACAGCGAUUGGAACGACAAAAAUGCGUCAGCUGCAGAGAGAACAAGCCUUUUGGUGGAUACCACCCCUACUAGAACGUCCGUGGGAAUGGCCUCAAAAACAUACCAGCCCGCAGGAUACUCAGACGAUUUGCGACGGCCCUCUACUCUUGGGAUUAUCCACCCCAUUGACGAAGGAGAAGAGUAUGGUGAUUACCCACAGGCUGGUACCGAACCGUCUGGAGCUCGAGGCACACAUCGGCAUAGUAAAAGCUCAGCAAUGUCGGAUCCAUUUCGAGAUCCUCCAUCGCCCGUCAAGGCUUGUCUUUCACCUCAAAUGAUCAUCCCGCCUCGUAGCGUUGACAGCAGCAAUACAGAAUGGGCACAUGGGCAUGGAUCCAAUGUUAUGACACCAGCAGUUAUCCAGGGCCGACGAACUGACUCACUUAGCAAAACAGACCGUACGCUGUCUGGUCUCUCUGAAUCUUCAGGAUCUACCAUGUCAACAUCCUCGUAUAGAACAAACUCCAUGGGAUUGAAUCAGAUGUCUGCUUUCCGGCACAGCUCUCUACCAUUAAUUGAAAUGCCCGAGGAAUCAGCCUUUAGUCUUGAGCUGCUCACUAACGAGCUAAAGUUGAGGUCAGAUAAGACUAGCAAUGAAAAAUUGAGUCGCCCAGAGAGCGGGUCGCUGCUUGGUAGCUCCUUGCUGCCGUCGGAGACAGGGGAGCCACCUGUCCAGAGCAAGAGUAAAGCAUUGGACUGGGUCGGAUCCGUUCGUCGUGCGCUCAGCUUCAAAAGGUCAGACACGUCUGACUCAAGCCUCGCUAAUUCGGACCCACCGCUAGGCCUCGAGCGUAGCUCCAGCUCCAGCCCGACGAAAAGUUUCUACAGCGCGCAGGAACACAUGUCGGGGUAUUCAGACGACGGCGCCAAACCGCCGCGUCGGGCAUUCAGCACGAACUCGUCCGCUUUGCAGCGCAAACAGGGCGCGAAGGACUGGAACGUCAAGCGAUCAUCCACCGAGCGAUCUACGCUGCUCCGGAGAGGAACAUACGAGGAUGCGCUGUCGGCGGGCCGACGAACCGGUGGCAGUAGCAGCAAAGACAUGGAUUCUCCCGCCCUGGCCGGCUAUGAUGACGAGGGAGACGACGAAGAAGAGGACGACUGGGAUGUGGAGGCCGCGGCAGAGGGCCGAGUAGUGCAGGUUACGUUUACGGUGCCCAAGGAGAAGCUGAGGGUUGUCAACGCAGGAGCUGGGGAUGGGCUGGACGACGAUGAUGAUGGUAACGAUCAUGGACGGAAUAAUGCAGCAACGGCCAGCAAACAAUGA
Molecule: messenger RNA, 2865 nt
Organism: Ophidiomyces ophidiicola
Lineage: Eukaryota; Fungi; Ascomycota; Eurotiomycetes; Onygenales; Onygenaceae
Exons: 1
Coding region: 1-2865 (954 amino acids)
Molecular function (GO): protein binding
Source: RefSeq, a predicted model, not a curated record